This is a messenger RNA of Trichoplusia ni (cabbage looper), 1060 nucleotides long. Its product is annotated as chymotrypsin-1-like. Lineage: Eukaryota; Metazoa; Arthropoda; Insecta; Lepidoptera; Noctuidae. Gene Ontology annotation, biological process: proteolysis. Gene Ontology annotation, molecular function: serine-type endopeptidase activity. The record is from RefSeq and is a predicted model, not a curated record. The coding region runs from base 47 to 841 and encodes 264 amino acids. The transcript is spliced from 5 exons.
AUAAGCUACCAGUGUACAAAAAUACUUGUGUUAUGUAGGUGUUAAAAUGGGAAAAUUAUUUUAUGUUAUUUUGAUUGCAAUUUUUGCGUACAAUUUUGUCGAAAGUGUUUCAGGAACGCAGUCUCGGAUUGUGGGCGGUUAUGAAGCGCCUGCGGAUUACGGAAAGUUUCACGCGUCCAUGCAGAACCUAUCUGGGCAGCAUGUGUGUGGCGGGGCUGUGGUUUCCAAGUGGCAUAUAGUUACAUGUGCUCAUUGUGUUCACCAAGCAGAGCCUAAAUAUAUGAAUAUUGUAGCUGGUACGCACGAUUUGGACGUGGGAGGAGUAAAAAAUGAGGUUGAAUCAAUAAUUGUACAUCCUAAAUAUAAUUCCACAAGCAAAGAACACGAUAUUGCAAUUAUAAAAACAAAGAAGCCGUUCGAUUUGCGUAAGAUACGGGUCUUGAAUCUUAGAGGAGCAAAGCUAAGAGAAAGAGACGAAGUAACUCUGGUCGGAUUUGGAGCAGACGAGCCGAAUGGUCUCUCGAGCCGCAGGAUGUACGUUUUGGAUUUACCAGUUUUCUCCCAGAAAAUUUGCGAGUUUGCGAUGCGAUAUACACGAGAAAUAACUAGAGAAAUGUUUUGUACAUUUACUAAGUACGGAGAGGGAAGCUGUCAUGGCGAUUCCGGCAGUCCUUUGAUAAAAGGCGACGAGCUCGUUGGCGUGGCGUCAUGGGGCAUUCCAUGUGCUGUUGGCUUCCCAGAUGUUCACACCAGGAUUGCUCCAUACAUUAAAUGGAUUAAAAGUUAUACCAAGCAAAAUUUUUGCGUUAGUAAACGCAAAAAAAUAAUAAGUUUGGGAUAGCUAUUUGUGAUCCAUGUUUUGUUCGUAGAAGAGAUUUCAAUAAUAUGGUAUAACAGAUAAAGUUUAUGAAGUAAAAAGUUAUGUGUGGUUUCCAUUACAGUUUUAUACAUUCAUAGAUGCUUCGAUUUAUUUUAGGAAUCUAUUUCAAUGUCUUCAAUCAGAUACUUAUAUAUUAUUAUUGUAUUGUUUUUGUUUUUGUUACUAUUUUGUCUUAAAUAA